Empidonax traillii (willow flycatcher) is the source of this 3660-nucleotide messenger RNA. RefSeq names its product gamma-aminobutyric acid type A receptor rho3 subunit (gene GABRR3). Lineage: Eukaryota; Metazoa; Chordata; Aves; Passeriformes; Tyrannidae. The record is from RefSeq and is a predicted model, not a curated record. Gene Ontology annotation, biological process: chemical synaptic transmission; signal transduction; monoatomic ion transmembrane transport. Gene Ontology annotation, cellular component: synapse; neuron projection; GABA-A receptor complex. The transcript has 9 exons. The coding region runs from base 790 to 2190 and encodes 466 amino acids. Gene Ontology annotation, molecular function: extracellular ligand-gated monoatomic ion channel activity; neurotransmitter receptor activity; GABA-A receptor activity.
GGAUUGGUGGAAGGAUAGUAGAUCUUAGACACACAUAUACCUCUAUUUAGCAUAGAUUAAAGAGCUGAAGAGCUCAGGGGAAAAAGAAAAAAAAGGAAGCAAUAUUGAAACAAGACUUCAUUUUUAGUUUGGAACUUGUUCUGUGAUAUUGCUUUGUCCAAAAGUAGUUCUGCAUGUGGAAAAAAUGCUUGUGGAUCACAGAGACUGAUGUUAACGGCUGGGAAGACAGCGCAAUGUAGCCUGUUAACAGAAGAGCUUUGAUCUGCGUAGAAAAUUAUUUUGUGCAGAUAGACACACAUAUACAUAAAGUAAGAUUAAUUUAGAGACCUUUGUCAUUAAGGCAGAUUUUUUUAUGGUUUUGUGUGGGAUUUAAGGGGGAUUAAAUGUUUGACAUCACUUCGCCUGCACAGGCGAUGUGGAAGAGGUUACUGAGCGGGUGAUGGAGAAUUUAAAAACACGCUUGUGCUGAAAGAGUGGAAGCAAUGGGUCAGACUGCAGCCUGGCCAAACAAACUACUGGACCUACCACAUUUCUGAGAACCAAGUGCUUCUGUUUUGACAGCAGAUGCUGCAGGGAUAUAGAGCUGAGGAAAUAUUUAUGAUUUACCAAAGUAUGAGGGGAACUCGGCAAGGACGUCAGGACUGGGAUGCCCCUUUGUUUUCUGUUCAGUGAUGCCUUGCUUUCCAUGCAUCUUUUGUAAGCUAUGCUCUUUCUAAACAGUAAAAACACUGUAAAGAAGAAGUCAGCAAAGUGGAGUGGGUGAUCAGGUGCAUUUCUCUCUCAGAAGAGAUGGUCCUGGUCAUGAAACUUCUGUUCCUCACCUGCCUGUGGUCAACAGCAACACUACACAGCUCUCACAGUCAGCACCACCACCUUCAUCGUCGGCAGCAAUUAUCUUUCUCAAGAAAACAUACCAGCAAACGAGAAAUUAAAAUGAGGAAACUUGACAGCACCAAAGUACGGCCACUUAAAUCUGAGCAGCUGCUUCACAUAGAGGACCAUGACUUUGCACUGAGACCUGGAUUUGGAGGUUCACCAAUACCUGUGGGCAUUGAUGUGCAGGUAGAAAGCAUUGACAGCAUAUCUGAAGUUGACAUGGACUUUACAAUGACUUUGUAUCUCAGACACUACUGGAAGGACGAGAGGCUUUCAUUUCGCAGUAACAAAAACAAGAGCAUGACCUUUGAUGGGCGACUGAUAAAAAAGAUCUGGGUACCUGAUGUGUUUUUUGUGCACUCCAAAAGAUCUUUCAUCCAUGAUACAACUGUGGAAAACAUCAUGCUCAGAGUAUACCCUGAUGGCAAUGUUCUCUUCAGCCUGAGAAUAACAGUUUCUGCUAUGUGUUUCAUGGACUUCAGUAGGUUUCCUCUGGACACUCAGAACUGUUCUUUAGAACUGGAAAGCUACGCAUACAAUGAAGAUGAUCUGAUGUUGUACUGGAAACAUGGAAACAAGUCCUUGACCACAGAUGAGCAAAUCUCCCUCUCCCAGUUUUUCAUCGAAGAAUUCAGUGCUUCCAGUGGAUUAGCUUUUUACAGCAGUACUGGUUGGUACAAUCGACUUUUUAUCAACUUUGCCCUCCGGAGACACAUUUUCUUUUUUGUGCUGCAGUCCUAUUUCCCAGCCAUGCUGAUGGUGAUGCUGUCUUGGGUUUCAUUUUGGAUUGACAGAAGAGCUGUUCCGGCCAGGGUAUCACUAGGUAUAACGACAGUGCUGACAAUGUCAACCAUCAUGACAGGAGUAAGUGCCUCAAUGCCUCAAGUGUCUUACAUAAAGGCUGUGGAUGUGUAUUUAUGGAUCAGCUUCCUUUUUGUCUUCCUGUCCGUCAUUGAAUAUGCAGCAGUGAACUAUCUCACCACAAUUGAAGAGAGAAAGCAACUCAAAAAGAGGGGCAAGGCCUCAGGAGUGUACAUGGACGCAGUGCAAGCCAUGGCUUUUGACGGUUGCUUUCACGACACAGAUGUGGACAUGGACCUGUCUGGUUUCUCAGACCCCUGUGAGGAGAAUGAGACUCGGACGAGUGAAACCAACAUCUCCAAUGUGGAAUCAACUCGCUUGAAGAGAUCUCUGAAGGGAAACGUGGGCAGGAUUAUUUUACAGAACAAUCACGUCAUUGACACGUAUUCCAGGAUUAUAUUUCCCAGUGUAUAUAUUGUGUUCAACUUUCUUUACUGGGGUUUGUACAUAUGAGCAAAAAUCCUUGUAAGCAAGACAUUAUUUUGAGUAUAAGAGAAGAAUCAUACUUUGAAAAUAAUGCAACAGCAGUAGAGGAAAGGGUUAAAAGUUUCCAAAACAGACUUCUGCCUCAAACCUGGGCUGGUUUGGUUAGCAGCAAAACUGCUAAUGAAAAACUCUCACAUGUCUGGUUCUUUUUCAGCUGGACUGUGCAGUGCUGCCCCUGGGCAAUCCCAUGCAUAAGUUCGUGCUGCAGUAGCAUAGAUCAGUUUGGUCACUAAGGGAGCCCUUUGUCACACACCUGAGCAGACAGCAGCUCCCACCUGAGGUAUUAAUCAGUCCCUAUCUACACUUAAACCAUUUCUCUUCAAUCAGCCUUUCUGUUUUUUUCUCCACUUGUGGUCCAUUUUUGUAGGAAUUGGCACCAAUCAUCUUCAGGUAUCUCCUAUCCUUGUUUCACCUGCUGCAUUUCAACUUUGCUGGGCAACCUGUGUGCAUCUCAGCAGCUUUUGUCCUCAGAUGGUAACCAGGGGGGAAGAUAUGGCUGAGCAGUGGAGUAGGGACAAGGAGAAAGCAAGAAGUAAGGCUGAUGGGGCUUUGUAGGUUGUAUAUUGUCAACACCUCAAGAAAAACCUCUCCCCCUUGUCAACUAUCCAUGAGCCCUCAUGGGACCUUUGUUUUGAAGAAAAUUUGUUCCCUAGUCCUUGAGGCAGCAGAGGAACAAUGUCCCAAACCCCGUGUCUUACAGCCACCUCCCAGCUGGAUGAGCAGCAUCCCUGACAUGAGCUGUGCCCUUCCUGUGACACCCACACACCUCUGCCUCACAUAGACCUGCUGUAAUCACCUGCUUUCCACAGAGCUGCCUGUGUGAGGAACGCAGGCUUUGAGACAGAGAUUUUAGAGAACUUUGUCAGGAGAACAAACCAACCACAUCUUCAGCAAAAUCUGGUUCUUCUGCUUUAUGAUGUUGCACAUAAGUUUGGGGUUUUGCCCCCCUCUCCUUCUCACUUUGGCUAGAGGUUGAAUGUUAUGGUGAGGAGAAGCUGCACAUGCCUGUUUGCAGCAGUGAUCCCUAGCACAGGUCCAGGGACCUGGAACACUGAGACACACAGGAAUAAAAGGAAUCAGCUGUGCCAAAACAGAUGUACACAGGAAUCCCGUCAGUCUCAAGUGAAUCCUGCGUGGAAAUAUCCUUAGGUUCAGGCUAAGGAGUUGAAAUCAAGAAUGUUCAGGGGACACACAUAGAAAGUGUUCACAGCUCCAGAAAAGAAUCAAGAUUACUUUUGCCACUAUCCCAAAGAAGGAGUGUUUUCCGCUUACAUUCACUGGGUUUGUCUGUCAUUUAAUGAACUGAGUUUGUAUUUGGAAAGUCAGUUUGAAAGGAUCAUUUGCGGUGGCAAAAAUAAAAGUCACAAGGUAAAUGCUUGGUCACUGCUUGGUCAAGUUUAUUGGUCAAGGAAAUGAGAAUAAAUUUGAAAGCCUGAA